AUUUUGGGGUGGCUGUGGUACUAUAACUUUUUAAGUUGAAGUCAUUAAACAGUAAUGUGUGGAUAACUCCACAUUAUAUACAAUAUAUAAUAUUAAUUUUGUUUUAAUAUCUAAGUUUGAGCUUCAUAAAGUAAUGAUUAUAAAGUUAAAAUAUAACCUUGGAAGAGACUUGGAAGUGACUUUGAAUUGAAACCAACGCAAACAUUUGUAUCAUUUACAGUCGGGUCAUCUGUGAUGAUUUCUGUGUAAGCUGAUCCUCCACCGUGUGGAAACCUACUCACUCGACCAGUGAGCUCCCACUCACUCCCUCUGCAAAAGCGAGCUCCCAGUGUAAUAUCACAGCCCGUGUCUGCAGCCCUUCAUUCAUCCAGCCUGUCAGUCCUGCGUCCAUACAUCAUCCAUCCAUCGUGUCUGUGGAAGGCUGCUCACACUUUCUCCCUCCCUCUCUCCCUUUUCUCCUCACCCUCGGACAGCUCACUUUUUCACUGCUGAUCGGAGUGGGUCUCGGAGGAUCAACAGAGCUCCGUUUCUCUGCGCGUUCCGGAGCAGGAGGAGUCGCCAAAGGACACACGCGCGUCACGGCGUGCACGGACGGAGCAACGGGUCGAGUUUGGUGUUGGAUUUAAAAAAAGAAGAUUUUAAAAAACAAAUAAAUAAAUAAAAGUCCACCACGGGAACUGCAGCGUUAACGAGGACCUGGUUAGAUUCCCGUUUUUGACGGAUUUUACGCCGCACAGUUGCGCAAACGGAUUAGCCGACCGGCGGAUGACUGACGGUUUUGCGGAAAGGUGUCGCUGCCUCUGCGCAAGUCUCAGGUGAAGAUGAAGUCUACGGCGGUGGUGGACGGAGGCCUGUUCACAGAGAGCUACUGUAACAUCUGCAACGCCCAGCUCAUCUCCGAGUCCCAGCGCACAGCCCACUACGAGAGUAAGAAACACGCCAACAAGGUGCGUCUGUUCUACAUGCUGCACCCUGAAGACGGAGGACCACCGUCCAAGAGACUGAGGCCCGAUAAUCCAGACUGUGCAGAAACAGAAGUGGACAGGAACAAGUGCUGUACCUUGUGCAACAUGUUCUUCACCUCUGCCAUCGUGGCCCAGUCGCACUACCAGGGUAAAACCCACGCCAAGAGAGUCCGCCUGGUGCUGGGGGAGCCGACCAAACUGUCGUCGGCCAUGACCAGCCCAACAAACACAGAUUCCUCCCCGUCCACGCCACAGCCCGCAGACCCAAACACAUGCCCGACUCCAAACCCAGCACUACCCUGGCCGGUGGCCGUGGACGGCGGGAAUGGAGGAAAGGAAGCCGGCAAGUACUGCUGCCUCUGUGGAGCCUGGUUCAACAACCCACUAAUGGCCCAGCAGCACUACGAAGGCAAGAAACACCGCAGGAACGCAGCCAGGGCGCGUCUCCUGGAGCAGCUAGCGGGCAGUCUGGAUGCCACGGAGAGCACAGGGUUACGCAGUAGUUACUCCUGCAACGUCUGCAGUGUGGUUCUCAACUCCAUUGAACAGUACCACGCACACCUUCAGGGCUCCAAGCACCAGAACAACCUGAAGCAGCAGUGAGACACGUGGGAAGGAGGACACUAAUGAAGACGGAGGCUAUUGGAAUGUUUAAAAAAAACAAACAAAA
This is a messenger RNA of Cynoglossus semilaevis (tongue sole), 1635 nucleotides long. RefSeq names its product zinc finger matrin-type protein 4. The transcript is spliced from 7 exons. Gene Ontology annotation, molecular function: zinc ion binding; nucleic acid binding. Bases 822 to 1568 code for a protein of 248 amino acids. NCBI's taxonomy places the organism in Eukaryota, Metazoa, Chordata, Actinopteri, Pleuronectiformes, Cynoglossidae. The record is from RefSeq and is a predicted model, not a curated record.